Messenger RNA from Amphibalanus amphitrite, 3829 nucleotides. RefSeq lists its product as uncharacterized. NCBI's taxonomy places the organism in Eukaryota, Metazoa, Arthropoda, Thecostraca, Balanomorpha, Balanidae. The coding region runs from base 377 to 2299 and encodes 640 amino acids. The transcript has 15 exons. The record is from RefSeq and is a predicted model, not a curated record.
UUAUGACCAAGAAUAUGUGGCGCACAUGCACAUGUUAUGCCGCUGCAAAAUUAUUAUUAAAACACUUCUAAAAGCUAUCAAUGAAAAAAGUUGAUAAAUAGUCAUUUUUCAUCUAGUAAUGGCGAAAAAGUCGAAUAUCAACUGUUUUUGUGUCUUCAAUUAGUAUUCAAUGUUUCUUAAUUCGUUUUUAUGAAUCUUUGCAUUCAUUUUUAUUAAAAUAGGUUGUCAGAAGCACGGGUCAGAAGUUGGGUCAGAAGCAUGUCCCUUUAUGUAAAAAAACUGCUGUAGUAUAAGUCGUCUGCUUCCGCCAGGUCGGAAUUGUGAGGUCAAGUCAAGGUACUGCAGUUUUGAUCUUUGAUUUUCCUGCAAGAAAACCAUGACGGUGGAAGAUAUGAUAAAAGCAGGACGCAGACUGUUUGAGGGCAAUGUUUCGUCCCGGCGCGCUCUGUUCCUGCUGCUCGUUAUGUCGGCGCUGGUGCUGUACGUGGGCCCGGGCCUGCUGCGCUGGCUGAUGCGGCCGCCGCCGCCGCGACUCUCCGUGCCGCUGCCGAACGUCCACACGUCGUCGGACGGCGCGCCGCAGUGCAUCCCCGAGCGACUGUACCCGUUCGAGGCCGAGCUCGGACGGCUGGACUCUGUGGUGUCGCGCGUGCCGCCGCAGCCCGGCGACCACCAGCACCUGCCCUACGUCGGCAACGGGUUCGUGGCGCUGGCGGCGCGCGCCGACUCGCCGCUGUACCUGCGCGACCAGCGCACGCUCAACGUCAGCGUGCCGUUCCUGGCGGUGGUGAGCGCGCGACUUGAGGGCGCCGCCGCGCCGCCGCACGAGGCCGUUCUGCUGCAGUACGCCGGCGGCGUGGUGCAGCGGCUGCAGUGCUACCCCCUGGCGGAGCGGUCGCUGGACGUCACGUACAAGUACCUGGCCCACCGGAUCUCGCCCGGAGUGCUGGUCCAGGACAUCAAGGUGCGCAACCCGACCGAGACGGACCACAUGCUGGAGCUGCAGCAGCAGGGCGUCUUCCAGUGGGAGGGAGCCACCGUCCGACACGACAGGGUCGUGCACGGCCAGGACAGCCACCCGUACGUGGUGGUGACGGGCGUGGUCCGCACACAGGACCUAAAGUUCAUCGGCGUCGUGGUCGUGUCGUCCACUGUGCCGGGCAGCGUCGCGGUGAAGGCCUCCAGCCUGGCCUCUGUGCGGAUCAUCACCUCGGUCAACUACACCGAGCCGGUGGCCAGCGACCAGGAGGCGCGGCAGGGCAUCGGCCGGCUCGGCCUGGAGCGCGCCGCCGUCUCGGCGUACACUGAGGCGGUGUCAGAGGACCCCAGUCGGCUGCUGAGCGCCCACGUCGAGGUCUGGCGCCGGCUCUGGACCUCCGGCUUCUCCAUCUCCCACUCGCUGGCCGAUGACGUCAUCAACGGCGACGUCAUCAACGCCACGCUGUACUACGUCAUGAGUCAGGCGCGCGCGCCCCUGCACGAGAAGACGACGGACGUGGCCAGGCUGCAGGAGCACGCCGCCUACCUACAGUACACGGAGGGAUGCUUCGGCGACAAGCUGCACAGUCUGCAGGCGCGCCGGCUCUGGUCGCCGCUGCAGACGGUCGCAGACGUGCUCGAGACGGCCAACCUGUGGCUGCUACUGCUCGAGAAAAAGGGCUGCCACAACAUGCUGGGCGCGGGCGCCGACGGCGUCAUGCAGGCGAUGAUCCUGAGUAUGGGCGCGCUCAAGUUCUCCAACCAGCACCUCGAGUUCGGGAUGGAGCCCAAGGAUAUGCACAGAGACUACGUGUUCAGGCGGGUGAACUUUGGUAACGCCACUCACGUGACGAUCCGCGUGGCGGUGGACGACAACAACAAGGCCAACCUGUUCGUGUCGCUGGACCGCAGCGACCGCUCCUACUUCGGCUGCGACGCCGGCUGCCUGGACGCGCCCGUCAAACUGGGUCCGGAGCCGACCCGUUUCCCGGUGAAGCUGACCGACCCGCCGACAGCGGUGCUCUACAUCACCCCCGAUUGGCAGCACCUCGAGGAGCUCAAGCACACCAUCCACGUGAAGGAGGUCAGCCUCGCGCCGGCACACGACCACCACCUGAUGGCGCUGCACCGGCACGGCCACGCGCUGGGCGGGCUGCCCACCUUCUUCUGGGUGACCAUCUUCCUGCUGAUCGGCGUGUUCCACCUGUUCCUCAUCAAACUCAUCAUCAACGAGUACUUUGGCGGCGACAAGACCUUCAGGACGCGAUCGUACCGCCGCUCCGGAUCGCAAAUACUCGGACUAUCGGUGAAGGUCCGCUGAGGCGAUGGGACCGCCUCCGACCCGCCUCGGGUCCCGUCUGGCCGCGCUGGUCCCGGCCGGCACCGCCGCCGCCGCCACCACUGCCGUGGCUCUCAGUAGGAUGAUACGAGGACGUACCACGGGCGUGGUGAACGGGCCGGCUGUGCUGUGGUGUCCGAGCGGCCGGUGAGCGCGCACCAGGGAGUGACUUGGUCAGUGGUCCGUGGUCGGCGGAGGACUGCUGUCGGAGGGACCGGAGAGGGGCGGUGGGGCCGCCGGCAGACCGCGGUCCGUCCCCUCCCUGCGGUCAGUGUGGGACGGCAGACCGCCGGUCCGUCCCCUCCCUGCGGUCAGUGUGGGACGGCAGACCGCCGGUCCGUCCCCUCCCUGCGGUCAGUGUGGGACGGCAGACCGCCGGUCCGUCCCCUCCCUGCGGUCAGUGUGGGAGGGCAGACCGCCGUUCGAUGGAAGAUGACGGUCAGUGAGCGUUCUGCCGACCGCCGGACCGUCUGACCGACCGCCGGACCGACACGGCGAUAGUGGCGGACGGGUGGGUGGGCAUCGAUUCACGUGAACCGCAGGAGUGUGUGGAACUAAGCUGCAUUAUAGUCGUGUGUUGUUAUUUAUGACGGUUACCGUCGGGUGUUACGAGCCAGUCCGUGUGAUUUGGGGAUAGUGGGUGAUCGGGUAAAGGGCAGUAGUGCGGUGAGGGUAACAGGGUGGUACAGCUGUACCAAUGGCAGCACGCAGUGUGGAUUGUGUGUGAUUGGCACAUGGAGGCGACUGGUCGCACUGUGCUGCCCCGGGCCCAGUGGACUGAUAACUGUGGACUGGUCGGGGUGGGGACCCGGCCCAGUGGACUGAUUACGGUCUGAUAACUGUCCGGUGGGGUCCGCGGCUGCUGGCCGGCCCAGUGGGCUGCCUAUCCGUCCGGACGAUGCCAGCCUUGAGCGCUAUGUGCUGGGUGAUUGUUUCUCCUGCGCCGUGUGAACUGCUCUGCGUUGGACAGGUAGGUAGCCUGUGUGUGGUGAAUACGCCAACCGGCGAAUGCCGGAUACUUAUUCCGCGCUUGGCGGAGAGCUAGCCCGCUUUGGGAGGAUAUUUAACAUAGUAGGCGACCAUUCCACUACGAUGGGUGGGCUAUGUUCAGGGGUGGACAAUUGUGCCGAGUUGGGGUAGCACGAGCCUUCCCAAUUCCACGCCGGAUGCGCCGGCUUGGCUUUGGAGUCGCACCAGACGGCGGAGGUCAAGGUCACCGCCAGGGCGGCGGCGGAUUGGCUGCGCCCGUGCAACCCCAACUCGGCAUAUUUCUCCACCCCUGGCUAUGUUACGGCGUUUGGGGAUAUCGCGUGUGACUGGCAGUAUUCCACUGCGCUAAGAGGCUAUGCGCCAUGCCGAGCAAACGUCUCCCACAUUAAGCCGGAUCGGCCCGGGAGGAGCGAUGUUCCCUCACUGGAGGACAGGACUCUCCGACCCGAGCCACAGCUGCGCCCGGCCCCAAUCCGUGCCUUGUGCCCCGAGCGCCGCGAUGUGAUAGCCCGGUGUGGUCCG